CGCCUUCUUAUGCCGCCAAAUACCCUCAUUUCCUCUAAAGAUUUAAUUUCGUAUAGGAAAGAGAUGGCUUGCCAUAUCCUCCUCUUUGCUCUCCUUGCCCUGGCUUCCUCUCGUGUGAUGGCCUCCGAUCCCAGCCAACAUCAAGACUUCUGCGUUCUUCUUCCUUUGGAUGCAGUCCUUGUGAAUGGUUUUGUUUGCAAGCCACCAAUGCACGUGACAGCGGACGACUUCUUCUUCUCCGGCCUCGAUAUGCCUGGCAACACGUCGAACCAGCUUGGGUCUAAGGUGACGCAGGUGAAUGUGAACCAAAUUGCAGGGCUCAACACCCUCGGCAUCUCCUUGGCUCGAAUAGACUAUGCACCUUACGGUCUCAACCCACCACACACCCAUCCUCGGGCCACCGAGAUCCUUACAGUGUUAGAAGGCACGCUCUAUGUCGGCUUUGUCACAUCCAACACCAACAAUGGCAACCUUCUCUUCACUAAGAUGCUCAAGAAGGGUGAUGUCUUUGUGUUUCCCGAAGGUCUAAUCCAUUUCCAAUUCAACUACGGUCCAACGCCUGCCGUGGCCGUUGCAGCCCUAAGCAGCCAGAACCCUGGAGUGAUCACUAUAGCCAAUGCAGUCUUUGGAUCAAACCCACCCAUCUCUGAUGCGGUUUUGGCCAAGGCCUUCCAAGUGGGCAAGGAUACGAUCAAGUAUCUCCAGGCUCAGUUCUGGGUGGAUAACAACUAGUGAAGAAGGCCACAAACGGCGUAGUGCAAGUGUCAGCACAUAUGGUUCAUCUUGUGAAUUGCUUCCACAAAGCGAUUGUUUGGCAUAUGGUUAAAUAGGUGUCUGUUUAGUCGACCAAUAAGAACACCCGCUGGUUUAGAGGUGUUCAUUUGUUUGGUGUACGUGUAUCGUAU
Messenger RNA from Phoenix dactylifera (date palm), 905 nucleotides. Its product is annotated as putative germin-like protein 2-1. Gene Ontology annotation, molecular function: manganese ion binding. The record is from RefSeq and is a predicted model, not a curated record. Lineage: Eukaryota; Viridiplantae; Streptophyta; Magnoliopsida; Arecales; Arecaceae.